AUGGGUGCCGCGGAGGUGGUGGUGACGAGCGGGUCCUGGGCGGCGAGCGAGGCUGCGGCUCAGUUCUGCCCCGCGCGGAUCGGUGCGGUGCGAUCCCCGGCGCGGUGCCCGUGCGCCUGCCUGUCGGCGGUGGCAGGGGCGCCGGCUCCACCUGGGCAGUCCAGACUCUAUUCUGCUUUCGUGCAGCCCAGCGGAGGACUCUUAAGUAGUCGCUGCCGCUGGUUCCAGGGCCCGCCCCGGGACGCGUUCAUUGGCUGGGGCGAGUGCCCAGGCCCCGUCAAUCUCCGCCAGAGGGGGCGGGGUGCAGGGGCGGGUCUCCGGUGCGCGCCCCGCCCCGCCCCCGCGCACCGGAGCGCGCGCCGCCCUCCGGAGCGAGGUGUGAGCGCCUGCCGGGAGCGCGCGCCUCCGCGCCCAGCAGCUGCUGCUACCGAUCGUAACUGA
This is a messenger RNA of Rangifer tarandus platyrhynchus (Svalbard reindeer), 441 nucleotides long. The record is from the annotation of a GenBank genome assembly. NCBI's taxonomy places the organism in Eukaryota, Metazoa, Chordata, Mammalia, Artiodactyla, Cervidae.